This is a messenger RNA of Gamsiella multidivaricata, 1719 nucleotides long. RefSeq names its product beta-lactamase/transpeptidase-like protein. The transcript is spliced from 2 exons. NCBI's taxonomy places the organism in Eukaryota, Fungi, Mortierellomycota, Mortierellomycetes, Mortierellales, Mortierellaceae. The record is from RefSeq and is a predicted model, not a curated record. Bases 134 to 1675 code for a protein of 513 amino acids.
CACGGGUGGGAAGCAACCACAAUCGAACACAUCGACCGCCUCUUCAACUUGACAUAAAGUUCUUUCUUUACUCCCUCCACUGCUUCAUCGCUCCUCACUCCUCACUCGCCGAUCCAUCGCCAGCUCAUACACAAUGGCUGAUAAAGAGGUCACUCCUCCUGCCGCUGCCACUGCUGCUGCCGUUCCUGCCAGCAGGGCAUCUUUCUUCCCAAGACUCACACUCGUCCAAUGGUUCGUCCGGUUGAUACCCGCCAUGAUCUUCGGCAUCUACGCCUACUCGAAGAGGGGCCCCUUCCUGCCUCCGACUUGUGCCAGCCUCGGUGUCAACUGUCCCCAAGCCCCACUUCACCUCGAAGGCAUUCUUGAGCGGCCCGAUCACUACGGACAGGUUAUCAACUACUACGCCAGUCUCUUUGCCAAGAAUGAGGACCUCGGAGGGUCGUUUGCGGUCCUUGUCGAUGGUCACCAGGUCAUUGAUGUCUAUGCAGGAGCCAAAGACCUCGCCCGCACGGUUGUGUACGAUAACAGGACGCUGCAACAGGUCUAUUCAUCCGGAAAGGUUGUCGAGGGCAUUGUGAUCGCCAGACUAGUGGAGCAGGGCAGACUCGACUAUGAGAAGCGCAUCGCGGACUACUGGCCAGAAUUUGCUCAGAACGGCAAGGAAGACGUUCGGUUGGUGGAUCUGAUGACUCACGAAUCAGGCGUGCCUUUCCUGGACAAUGAGGACAAGGCCGAGAUGUACUUGUGGCCCCAUCUUGCGGAUGAGGAAAAGUUCUCGGACCGCCUCGCACGCCAGCCGCAUCUGUUCAAUGGCGAGAAGACCAGGGCAUACCAUGCCAUCACCCGCGGAUGGUACCUGAAUGAGAUUGUCCGUCGCGUCGAUUCCAAGGGUAGGACGAUCGGUCAGAUCGCAGAGCAGGACUUGAUGGUUGACUAUCCCGAUAUUGAGUUAUACUACUCCAAGCUCCCCAAGGACUCUGACUGGGAAGAGCGCCUCUCCGUGAUGCAUGACUAUCCGCUCUUGAGGACUGUCGGUCGUUUGCUGGUGCCCAGGUUCAUCCAGACCAACAAGUAUUUUGGUCACCCCAAUAUCCUUCCUCUCGGCAACAUGUUCAAGAGCCUGGUCCUUGGCCAGUUCUCUGGUCAGGGUCUACCAUCAUUGACUAUGUUGCCCAAGUUUGCGCCCUGGGCCCAUGACUUCCGUACCAAGGAGGUCCAUGCCAUCGAGAGUACCAGCUUCUCGCUGAAGACCAAUGCUCACUCUCUUGCAAAAUUGAUGUCAAUGAUGGCGAACAAGGGUUCCUCGAUCCGUCCGGGCCAAGAACCCGACCUCAUGAGCACUGAGACCUACGCAAAGGCCACGGCCUUUCACGCUCAAAAGCCAGACGAGGUCGUAGGUGAGACUCUGCCGCUGUCGGUUGGGGGUUGGGUCAAGACGCGCAAUUUCUACGGUGAUGGUCCAUUGAAGGAUAUCGAAGUCCAGGGCUGGUCCGGUGCGGGCGGGUCCUUGUGUGUUUGGAUCGAGGAGCUCAACAUUGGGUUUGCUUACGUGACCAACGCCUUUGGACCGCCCGAGACUACCCUGGGCGAUUAUCGUUCAAGGAUUCUGUUGGACCGUGUUGCGUAUGCUAGAAAGGAUGAACUGGGAUUGCUCCAGAAGGCAACCAAAAAGUAGCGCUGUAUUGUGAGAAGACCUUGGAAAAAUAAAAUGAUCUAUCU